Messenger RNA from Branchiostoma floridae (Florida lancelet), 4708 nucleotides. RefSeq names its product sphingomyelin synthase-related protein 1-like. The record is from RefSeq and is a predicted model, not a curated record. The coding region runs from base 147 to 1352 and encodes 401 amino acids. The transcript has 5 exons. Gene Ontology annotation, biological process: ceramide biosynthetic process. Gene Ontology annotation, cellular component: endoplasmic reticulum membrane; Golgi membrane. NCBI's taxonomy places the organism in Eukaryota, Metazoa, Chordata, Leptocardii, Amphioxiformes, Branchiostomatidae. Gene Ontology annotation, molecular function: ceramide cholinephosphotransferase activity; protein binding; sphingomyelin synthase activity.
CGUUAUCCCCCAUCAUGCUUAGUAAAAUCAACAUGGCGGGAUGGCCGAAAAAAUUCAGGGUGGAUACCGUAUACCGCCGCCAGAUGAACCUUUUAGAGUUUUCUGAAGAGUUUUAUUGAUCCACAUAAAGUUAUAAGGUUGCCAACAUGUGUGAUGUCCAUACAUGGAAGUGCCAACGUGUGGGGAAGUGGCUGAAGAGGGCCGGUUUCCCCCAGUAUGUUCAGUCUUUCACUCAGGAACACAGAAUCGAUGGUAUGGCCCUGCUCUCGCUCACAGAGAUGGACCUCCGCAGCCCGCCACUGGAACUCAAGGUCCUCGGAGACAUCAAAAGGUUGAUGCUCGCCAUUCGGAAACUUCAACGGGAAAACCAGUACCAUCUCGCCAUCACUCAAAGGCUUGAAAAUGGAACAAGGUUAAGACAUAGAGAAUUCAUGCAAGGCAAUGGCUCUGACUUUGCUGAAUCAGAUGGUUUUACGCACAGUGACGACAGCUCAAGCGAAAACAGGGUUUACAUCCCCACCUUCAAGCCAGAGAUAUGGAAAACAGUCAUCAGCUUCCUCUACGUGUUUCUAGUUUUCCUUGUGACUGCCUUUGUGAUGGUGAUUGUACACGACCGAGUGCCAGACAGGGAGAAGUUCCCUCCCCUACCUGACCUGUUCCUGGAUAGUGUGCCAAGGAUUCCAUGGGCAUUUGUGAUGUGUGAGAUCACUGGGUUGGUGCUCUGUGCCAUCUGGUGCAUUGUUCUCCUUCUACACAAGCACAGGUUCAUUUUGAUGCGGAGGAUGUUCGCCCUGACAGGAACAGUGUUCAUGCUGCGCUGCCUCACCAUGUUAAUGACAUCGCUGUCUGUUCCUGGGGAUCAUCUGGAGUGCAGUGGAAAGUUGUAUGGAGACUUUUGGACCCGUCUCCAUCGAGCAUUUGUGAUCUGGAGUGGUCUGGGGAUGACGCUGACAGGCGUGCACACCUGUGGAGACUACAUGUUCAGUGGGCACACUGUGGUCCUCACCCUGCUCAAUCACUUCAUCACUGAGUACACACCCAGGAACAUGUACACCCUGCACAUCUCCUCCUGGGUGAUGAAUCUGUUUGGUAUAUUCUUCAUUCUCGCUGCCCACGAGCACUACUCCAUCGAUGUGUUCAUCGCUUUCUACAUCAGCAGUCGUCUCUUCCUGUACUACCACACGCUGGCUAACAACCGGGUCCUCAAACAUGGCGACAAGGACCGCACGCGUGCGUGGUUCCCCCUCUUCUCCUUUUUUGAGUCAGAGGUGGAUGGCAUCGUGCCAAAUGAAUAUGAGUGGCCAUUUCCCAUUCCAUCAAUUUUCAUGGAGAAUGAAGAAAAUGACAUGUAAUGCUAUGCCCACUGUUUUAAGAAUGACAUAGCACUGUGCUUAAUAAGAUUUUGGAAGAGUCCACAUUGAAUUUAGGGGAAGAGUGGACCUUGUCUACUGAAGGAAUGUUGACAAGGUUGCAUUGGCUUCACCAAGUACCUUAAGUGUCCAGUGAGAUUAACAAAUUCUGAAACAGACCUUGACAGAUAUCACCUUACAAAGACUAUUGGUGUCUUGCAUGUUGAAUAUGUAUAUCUAUGUGAAAUUUUCAAGGCUAGAAGUAGAAAUAUUUUUGACAGCCAGAACAGGUGAACAGGUGACAGGCAAUGUGUCCAUGCAGUAAUGUCUUGUAAUGUCAUUGUAUCUGCAUCAAUGAAUACUAGUAGGCAUUGCUAAUAGUUCCUUGACUUUAUUGGUUGCUACAAGUGUAUUUGUAGCAAAGAGUGCUAAAAACCGUACUUUGAUGGUGACCACUAUUUUGACGAAAGCCACAAAAAUGGAAUUAAGCUGUUUGGUGCUAGGUACAUGUACUAAUUAUAUGAUUAUACAGUGAUUAUGUAUGACCUAAUGUGACUGAUAAUCCAUAAGAUAUUUUAAUCAUCAUAGUAUAUUUUGUCCAUAAUGUGGUUGACAGUAGGGUCAAAAUUAUCACUUACACAAAUGAUUUAGAAGUAGAAUAGUUGCAGAGUAUACAUUUUGUAUUUAGUUAGCCUUCACUUCCUUCAAUUUACCAUAUGACUAUUGGGAAAAAUGUGGAAAUUCAAAGUGGAAUGAAACCUCAUUGUGUUUGUUGCCUACCAUCAUGUACCUGUUAUUAUUGUACAAUGUAUCUUCAUAUUGUCAAAAGUGUUCGUUUUCCAUCUAGAACAUACCCUGGGAAACCAGCUCAAAGAAGCUUCGCAAAGAAGAGUUACCGAUUCCCGCCUGCCUACCGCGUGCCCUCCCGCCACUAUACACCCGCCCACUACCAGCUGGCCCCAAUUACGCCAGCCCCCGACUAUCGCUUCCUUCUCUGACUCCGUGGAGAGAGGCCAGCUGGAUUAUCGGGCGUUGGGCAGGGGGUGUUCCGGGUGCGCGUGUGGCGGGGAUCGGUAAACCUUGGGCGCGGCUCUAGGAGUCUGCGUUUUCCCAGGGUAUCUAGAACAUCACUUGUUCAUUCAUGCUGGUCAUGGCUUUUUGAAGUGAACUUAGUUAUAUUAGUUUUAUGUCAUGCUUAAGGAGGUCUUUUAACAAUGUUGCCAAUGGCUUGGAAAGUUUACAAAGCUACAUAACCACAGCCACUACUUAUUAUUAUCAGUUAAAGAAAGAAAGUUUACACAAAGCUAUUUUAUCAGAUUUGAGAGAAAUGCUAGCAGGUUAAUCAGAGUUGACAUGAUGUCUGUUUUAAGAUUUGAUUCUAAUCUUAAGUUAUGACCAAAUCAUUACAUGCCUUUUUUGUUUAUGAUAGAUAGAUAGUGAUAGAAAUAUGAUAGCAGUCAUGUGGUAUGCAGGUCCUUCAAGCCUAAUUUGAAUAUAUAUUUCUGACAAAGGAGACACAGUUGUGAGGGAACACAGAUCUCUGUGAAUGACAAUCAAAGAGAAGUCCUUGAUGUCAGUAAAUACAUAGCUUUGAAACUCUUAGAAUGAUAAAGGCUUGGAAGGCCUGGAUAAGAUGAUCAUAUACUUCAAGUUGUAAAGUGUUUUUGCUUUUGUUUAAUGUCCAUUGAAAACUGACACUGUGAGCAUUGAGUGCAUCAAAAUGUGCCGCGAAAAAGAUGGUGUAUGACUGUAUGGUGUAUUGUCUGUGUAACAAUUACAUUAGCUUCUAUAUAAACAUGUGCUAUGCAAAAGACAGGAUGUGAGAAUUAGCUUGGUGCUCUUUCUCCCUUUCUCAUUGCUACACAGUUGAUGACCAUUUUUUUUCACUACAGCCAUUCAUAGAAUUGUACGUUUAAUUCUGACAUGUGCCACUGACACAUGUGCCACUGACAAAUGGCAUACCUUUCAUGUCUAUUUGUAAUUUUUAGCAGCAAGUAUUCUGCAAAGCAUUGCUUGCCAAAAUGAUCAGUGCUUCCAAAUUGUAAUUAUGUAAGAUUUGUGAUGAGCAAAUGCUCUGGAUAUAAUUCAAGUACAGGAUACUACUAGUACUAUUCUGUAAUGAUUCCCGAGUAUGUAUGUCACCUGUCAACUAGUUUCAGAUGGGUUGAUAACACAGUACUGCUGUAGGAAUCCUCUAUAACACUUGUUUGUCUAACAUUUAGCCUAUAAGUUUGUACUGGAAAGACAAUAUCAAUAGCGCCAAUUGUGUCAGUUAUUGGCUACUAUUAUGACUUGUGUGUUGUGUAACAUUUUUUUUUCUUUUCUAAGAAGAUGCUUGCACUAUGUAUGCACAGGCAUAGUCUUAUCAAGCCAUGGAAUAUAAAUCAAUGUAAAGAUCUCUCUUUCUUUGCAAGCCCAAAGGAUGACAUGCAUACAAUCAAAUCAAUGUUAUAUGCCUAUACUGGACUGUUUUGAACUGUAUAUGAAACAUGAAAAUUUUUUUCAAAACUGAUAGUGUAUGGUUCUGAAGUUAUUGGUUGCAGUAUGUUAGAUUUUGCAGUAUGGGGUUGCUUUUAGCCUGGCUACCAUCCUCCAUAGUAACUUCUGGCUCUCCCUUUUGUAGUAUCAAGUGAAAAGGGAGCCAGCAGUAACUACAGAGGAUAGUACCCAGGCUUUAUAACAAGAAGCCAAAGGAUUUGUGAUCUGUCAGAAUACAAUCGUAACAAUGCUGAGAUGUUCAUGGUAUAAGAAAAAGAAAUGUCCAUCUGCAGGGGUUCCUUCUUGAAAUCAUAGGGAGAAGUGGAAGCUGACAGGAAUAUGUAUAUGAGACAAAUGAUUGUAACUGGUGAAGUAAUGGCAAAUGUUGAGAUGACUUAGAUGUCAACGGGAAACUGUUGUCAGCUACAUUGUACAUCAGAUUUGUACUGGUCCACCAACUGAUAUGAAAAUAUUUCUGACCGUGAUUAGCUUUGUGUACAAAUAUUUCCAAAAUGUAACGGGAAUAUCCAAGUGCCAUGCUCUCACAGGCUGCUUUUGCAAAUGAUCAUGGCUGCAGCCAGGUGUGACUCCAGCCAUAGCAACAAGUAUUCUUUUACUUCUUGAACCAGGUAAUAUAUUGUGCACAUGUCAUAUUUGUGAAUACUACAACUUCCAGUUCAAAACCCUGUGUAACAUCUAUUACAGCUGUAUCAUACAAACCUGGUGAAAGGGGCAUUAUGCUGGGCUGUGAUGUUAGCUGUUAUAUGGCAUCUCACAAGCAGUUAACAAUGAUUUAAUCCUGUUCUGCUGUGCCUUAGGUAAUAUCCUGCUGCACUGCAAGUUAUCCUGAUUCACAAUAAAUGCUAUGUCAGAAACACUAA